This is a messenger RNA of Dendrobium catenatum, 486 nucleotides long. RefSeq lists its product as uncharacterized. Bases 1 to 486 code for a protein of 161 amino acids. The transcript has a single exon. NCBI's taxonomy places the organism in Eukaryota, Viridiplantae, Streptophyta, Magnoliopsida, Asparagales, Orchidaceae. Gene Ontology annotation, molecular function: nucleic acid binding; RNA-DNA hybrid ribonuclease activity. The record is from RefSeq and is a predicted model, not a curated record.
AUGAAAAUCAAUAUUGAAGCUUCCUUAACGUCUUCGGGAUUAGCUGGGAUUGGAGGUGUUUUUCGAGAUUGUAAUGGUAGAUUCAUUCUUGCAUUUGGGAAGAAGAAGAUGCAUUGGGAUAUUGCAAAGCUGGAAAUGGGAGCUAUUCUCUCGGUCAAGGACUACGUCAAAAGCUGGAUGAGAGACUAUAAAGGGGUGAUAUUGGAAAGUGAUAACAUGAAUGUUAUCAACUACAUUCAAAAAUCUUUGAAGCAGAAUAAAGGUACCGUGAUCUUCAAAUUAGUAAGUGAUUCUUUAUUUGUGAAUGAUUUCAAUAAAGUUGUCUUUGUACAUGCUUAUAGAGAUUGUAAUAAGGUAGCCAACUUGUGUGCUACUAUGGCUUUAGAUGACAGUUUUUACUUUGACAGUUUUUCUUUUAAUGAUAUCCCUCCCUUGAUGGCUAAUUUAAUCAAGGAAGAAUAUCAUCCUAUUCAAGAUUGUAACUAG